This is a messenger RNA of Manis pentadactyla (Chinese pangolin), 2798 nucleotides long. RefSeq names its product interleukin 20 (gene IL20). The record is from RefSeq and is a predicted model, not a curated record. Lineage: Eukaryota; Metazoa; Chordata; Mammalia; Pholidota; Manidae. The transcript has 6 exons. Bases 596 to 1204 code for a protein of 202 amino acids.
AGGGUGCCCAGAACCCUGGAGGGGAAGAGAAGUGUUAGGUGGAAUCGGGCUGAUUGCCCAUCAGAUCUUGUCUUUUCCUGGCAAUAGGACUGCUAUGAAAUCAUUGACUUUCUAUUUGCCUUUGGGGCUGAAAUAAAUUUAUUAUCCCCAAAUAGCCAAUCUGAUCCCAGACAAAUGCUGAUCAGAGCUAAGCUUCUCUGCCCUCGAGGGUGGCCAUAAAAUCCACACAAUUAUCCCCACGUGUUUUUAGUGGCUCAGCAACAGCAACAGAUGUUCUGUUUUCCCCAUGUUCCUCUGCACGUUUAAGGAGAACACAAGGGUGAGCUACACUGGCAUUCUGGAAGGAAAGACUCUAUACGUCAAUUUGCCAAAACAAGUUUUGACUUUUUCCCUGAAGUGUAAUCCUCUACUCACUUCAAAUGCCUGCUGCUCCGGGCCUCACCUGCUGGGCAAUGACGAUAGGGUUGGGAUGGGGGACAGAAUAAAGGAGCCGGGACCUGUAGCACCAACUCACACUCAGACCUGAGCAAGGACCAGAAGACUUCUGUUCCAGGAGACUCCUCAGACUCCUGUGGUCUCCAGAUUCCGGCAGAAGAUGAAAUGCCCUGGUCUUCCCUUCUGCCUUCUCUCUGCUGUGUUUUACCUCUUCUGGACACCUUCGGCUGGGCUAAAGACACUCCAUUUGGGAAGCUGUGUGAUCACCACAAACCUUCAGGAAAUGCGAAAUGGCUUUUCUGGGAUACGAGACGGUGUGCAAGCCAAAGAUGAAAUCAUUGACAUCAGAAUCUUGAGGAAGACCGAGUCUUUGCAGAAUACAAAGCCUGCAGAUCGGUGCUGCCUCCUCCGCCACGUACUGAGACUCUACCUGGACAGGAUAUUCAAAUCCUAUCAGACCCCUGACCACCAUAUCCUUCGGAAGAUCAGCAGUCUCGCCAACUCUUUUCUUAACAUCAAGAAGGACCUCCGGCUCUGUCAUGCCCAUAUGACAUGCCCUUGCGGGGAUGAAGCAAUGGAGAAAUACAGCCAGAUUCUGAGUCACUUCGAAGAGCUCACGCCUCAGGCAGCCGUGGUGAAGGCUUUGGGGGAGCUAGACAUUCUCCUGCAGUGGAUGGAGGAGAUGGCAUCAGAGGAAGUACGGAAUAAUGACGCUGCUCAGGGAAUCCCUGGCCAAGGGUCCCAGGCCUCCGUACCUGCAGAGGCAUGAUCCCGAAUCACCACCUCUUUGUUCUAUAGUCUAGUGCUGGUCACUGUGUAUACUAUUUACUUAUUAUUUGUGUCCUUGUUGAGGUCGUUUUAUGCAUUCCCACUCUUAAUCUAGACCAAGGUUUUAUAACAUUUUGGUAAUACCUUUUCUACCGCUGGGUAUAUUUAUUACUUAAUAUAUUUAUUUAUUUUUUUCUAUUUUACUUAUUUAUUUUUAUACUUGAUGAUAAGAUUUAAAGAAAUUCACAGAUUAUAUUUAUAACCUGACUAGAGCAGGUUUUCACGCAGUAAAUAAACCCUCUAAAUUCUAGAGGAAUGGCUAGAGGCGUCAUGCAUUGUUAUUAAAUUAAGGACAUGUCUAUGGCUGCCAAUGUUCUGUGAGACAUUUAAAACUGGAUCAAUGGUUACUGAGUGUAGGUUGUGGAAGAAGAAGUUCUGAUGGGAAAUUGUCUCACAAUUACUGAUCCUUCCCUUCCCCCUUCCCCGCCAAGCCCGUGCAUGUGUAUCUCCCAGCUAUGCAGUUCUGUAUGGCCAAAAGGCAUUUCUACGAAUAAAGCCUUCUUUGCAUAAUAUCUGGAGUUGGAAAGUGCUUCAAGAGCAGAAAUAAUGAAGGGGGUGAGCUUGAAUCCCAUAUGACACAGGGCCCUCUUGUCCUUUGGGGAAGCAAGGUGCAGGUGGGCACCUGGGUCUUCUCUCUCCUACCGAACGCACUCCCUGCUCUUAAUCCCUUCCCAUCUGUGAUCCCACAGCUCAGCCCUCCACAUAGAGGGACUGUGCCCAAGUGAGGGGUGUCAGUCAUGCCUGCUUGUACCACAUUAGCUUUGAACACUGUCCUUUCUGUACCCCGGUUUUCUUUCUCACUUUAGGUUCUCUCGCUUUUGCAUCAGCAGUCCUAAUUGUAACACAAAUUACAAUGGGCUGGAGGCUCUAUUAUGAGGUUUAAGAACACACAGGUACAAAGUGUAGUUAUGAGUAUGGAAAAGAGGACAGUAGAGUGGGGUAGUGUUGAGCCCCCCUUUGUGGUCCUCCCAGUUUGGAUUCUGGCCAGCUUCGUGGCUAAGUUGUUCCUGGGUCAAUUCUUUAUGACCAAAUAUGUCAGCGUCCUCUUUCUAGGCCCCUCUCAUGCUGAGCUUCCCUGGGCUCUAAGAGCCAGAAUUCUGGCCUGGGUUGCUUGCCUUCUUCCUCCUCCCCUCACUGUGAACUGUACACCCAAUUGAGGAGUCUGAUCUUCACAGUUUCAGGAGCCAGCAGACCGAGGCUAGUAGCCAGGCUCCCACACUGGCUUCCCUUACGGCCGCUGGCUUCCGCUCCCAGUCCUCAGCCUGGGCCCUGAUGAAGUUUAAAUAACUUUUGAAUUCUCAUUAUACAAGUAGCAACCACCCAACAGAGAAAAUUUGGAAAAUAUAGGGAAACAUAACAAAAUAAAUAGAAAUCACCCAUAAUCUUAUCACCCACAGUUAGCUACUCUUAAACACUUAGUGGCACUUUUUCCAGAUCUUUUUUCUUGCAUUCAAGUCAUGACUGAACCCUUAUUAGCCGAGUAAUUUGGGCUGUAAAGCUUAAGCUUCUUGCAGUGUAAUUUCUUCCUCUGGAAA